AUGUGGAAUGCGCUAACACUGCUGGCAGUCUCGGCACUCUCGAGAGCGUUCGCACCGCGGCGCGUGCCUCCGUCGGUUGUGAGGCCGCGAGCGACGCCUUUCGACGACGUGCUCGAGAGCACAACGCUGCCGAUCGUGGACGUGAUGCCAGACAUUCGCGCGGCACUCUCGUCUGAGGGCGCCUACGUGUUCCUAGAAGCGCCGCCGGGCGCCGGCAAAACCACGACGGUGCCGCUCGCGGCGGCCGCGACGGUGUCAGAGGGCCUCGUGGUCGUGGUCGAGCCGAGACGAGUAGCAGCGCGUGCCGCGGCGAGGCGCAUGGCGCAGUCGCUCGGGGACGACGUCGGUGGGCUGGUUGGCUACGCGAUGCGCGGCGACGCGAGGAGCUCCGAGCGGACGAGGGUGCUCGUCGUCACCGACGGCGUGCUUUUAGCGAUGUGCCGGGAGGAUCCGUCGCUUGCAAAAUGCAGCAUAGUGAUCUUCGACGAGUUCCACGAGCGGGGAGUCAACUCUGACGUGGCACUUGCUUUGUGCCGGGAAGCGCAGGCCGUGCUGCGGCCCGAACUACGGCUGUGCGUGCGGACGCUGUGUCCGGAGAUCCCACAACUCGUGGUAUUGCGAAGCUCACUCGUCCGUGCGCAGGUUAUGUCCGCGACACUUCUUGGAGACGGCACGGUCGCGGCCGACGCAACGAUCGUCAAGUCAUCGGGACGCGCCUACCCGGUCGAUGUCACCUACCCGCCGCGGGGUGCCCCGCGGCUCGCGGCAUUGCUCAGCCGAAGGGGCGCGCUCGAGGACGCCGUCGUCGAGGCCACCGAGAAGGCGCUACGAGAUGCACCUGAUGAUGGCGACGUCCUCGUAUUCCUACCGGGAGCGCGAGAAAUUCGCCGCGUCGCGUCGGCCUUGCGGGAAAGGACCGACGUCAGUAUAGAAACGCUCUACGGCGCGAUGCCGGCCGAGGCGCAGGAUGCGGUCGUCCACGGCCGUCGCCGCGGCCGGCGCGUUGUAGUGGCAUCUCCGAUCGCCGAGGCGUCGCUCACGCUCGACGGCGUCACAGCUGUGGUCGACUCUGGAUUGCGGCGCGUCGCGACGAUCGACGAAGACACGGGCCUGCGGCGGCUCACGACGAAAGUCGUGUCAAGAGCGAGCGCGGACCAACGGACGGGCCGCGCGGGCCGCACGGCCCCGGGAUUGUGCCUCCGGAUCUUUCCCGAGGCCGAGUUCGAAUCGCUCAGUGAAUUUAGCGCGCCGGAAAUUAUUUCUGCGGACCUCGCGUCCGUCGUGUUGGUCCUUUCGGCGUGGGGCUGCCAAAGCGUCGACGAGAUGCUAGGCCUCCCGUUCAUCGACGCGCCUCCAGUAGAAAGGCUCGAGCGCGGGCUGGACGCGCUCGCGUCGCUCGGAGCGGUCGCCGGUGGCGCCACUUUGACCGCCUUCGGACAAACCAUCGCGGACAUGCCUCUCGAGCCCCGCCUAGCAGCGAUCGUCGCCAAAGCCACCGACCUGCCCUCGGCCCUGCGCGUCGCCGCGCUCCUGGACGAGGACACUGCGAAGGGAGGCGACUUCGACCUCGCUAAGCGCCCGUUGGACCCGCGAGCAGUUUCACGGCUCGCGAAACGUUUGGGCAAAGACGUUGAUGGCCCCGGCGACGCGCUGGGCGCGGCGCUGGCCGUCGGCUUCCGCGAUCUCAUCGCCCAGCGGCGCGGAGACGCGUCCUACGGCGGCACGGUCUAUCUCCUAGCAAACGGCAAGACUGCGCGGCUCGACGCCGCCGACGGUCCCGAUUUUAUUGUGGUCGCGGACGCGGGCACCGGCGACGACGGUCAGUGCCGAAUCUACGCCUACGCAACGAUCGACAGGGAGGAGCUCGAGCCGUACGCGGCGUCGUCUCGGAAGAUCUUUGCUGUGCCGUCCCAGGGCUACGCGGUGCGGGCCCGCGACGUCACGGCUAUUGGUGCCAUCGAGCUGGAGUCGGCGACUGCCCCGCAGCCGGCGCCCGAAGAGACGGUGGAACUUCUUCUGGAGACCAUUCGCGACCUCGGCGGAGUGAGAAAAGCACUCAAAGGAGACGUCGAUUCGUUACUGCGACGGGCAGAGCUCUCGGGGGCGUCGCUCCCUCCGAUCUUCGACGCGCUGGAACGCGGCGACGAGGAAAUCCUCGAGGAGGCGGUCCUGCCGUACUUGUACACCUCACUCAAUCUCAAAAUCGACCUCGCGGCGGUCCUGAAAGACGCGCUCGCAGCCGCGGGCGUCGACAUCGACGCGCUCUGCCCCGAGCGCAUCGAGGCGCCCGACGGCACGCGAAUCCGCGUGACGUACGAUGCCACGGGCCCGUGCGCCGAGGCCAAGCUCCAGCAGUUCUUCGGGCAAACUACGAGUCCGACAGUCGCGGCGGGCACGCCCGUCGCGCUGCGGCUGCUGUCACCGGCGGGAAAGCUCCUUGGCGAGACGCGGGACCUCGCGUUUUUCUGGAAGGAGGUCUAUCCCUCGGUGCGCGCGGAGCAGAGAGGGCGGUACCCGAAGCACCCGUGGCCCGAAGAUCCGAUGGCCGCCGCGCCGACGCGGGCGACGAACAAGGCGCUCCGCGCGGCGGGCGGUGGCGCGUCUGCGCCGGCUUCGAAGCGAGCGCCAAAGAAGAAACGUAAGAAAAGGUAG
This is a messenger RNA of Pelagomonas calceolata, 2652 nucleotides long. Lineage: Eukaryota; Pelagophyceae; Pelagomonadales; Pelagomonadaceae. The record is from the annotation of a GenBank genome assembly.